UGGGGGGAGAGGGGGCGCCUCUGUCUGUCCUGGGGUGGACAGGCUGGGGCGCUCUGUCUGUGUGUCCUGGAGGAGGAGGAGUGUCUGUCUGUCCGUCCGUCCUAGGGGAAGGCUCUGUCUGUCUGUCCUAGGGUGGACAAGCCCCCGGGAUGAGCUCCAAGGCCAAGCGUGUGCUGCCCACCCGCCCCGAGCCCCCCAUGGUGGAGCAGAUCCUGGCUGACGUGCAGGGCACCCACCCCACCGACCCCGUCUUCCUUCUCCCCACCGAGCCCCGCCGGGACCACGGACCCCCCCAAGGCUCCCCCAGCCCCGCCAGGCUGGAGGACCAGGAGCGGGAGCGACUCUACCAACAAAGCCGUUCCUACGUGGAGAUGAAUCAGCGGCUGCAGGAAUCCCGGGAGCGGCUGCAGGAACGGCGUGAGGAGCUGCAGCGGGCGGGGGUGGCGUUGGAGCAUAGCAUCUUGGAAAUGAGGCAGAAAGCGUUCUGAGGCCGGUGUUGGUGUUGGAAUUCAAGGCUCCUCUCCAUCGACAUCUCAGGACUUUCCAUGGUUACAAUUCCACCUGCCCAAACGAGGGGUAGAACCAAUUGUGUUUAAUUUACGUAGGAUUCGGUGUUGCUGGUGUCUCACCAACGUCUGAGAAGGUUGGGUCUGUCCCACCUUGCAGCCCAACCUUUCCUCUGGGAGCACCUGGACCUGCUGCCCGUGCCAAGAAGGGUUUGUCUGGGUGCGGCAACAGGUUCCCGGUGCUGGAGGAAAGGCUCAGCCCCCAUGUUUGGCCCCAUUUGUGGUGUGUGGCAUGUCAUCUGCACCCUCACACCGCCCCUUCAUCUAUGACUUCUCCAUCUGGUACUGCCCCGAGGAUGACCACAUUGCCUCCCGCAUCUCGGAACGCUUGAAGAAAGAGGGGUUUCAGGGCUACACGGAGCACCAGGACCAAGUGGCCGGGACAUCCGUCAUCUUGACGGCCAUCGAGGUCAUCAAGGCCAGCCGGGUGGCCAUCCUGCUCUUCUCUACCAAGUCCCUGUGUGACCCAUGGUGCCAGCGCGUUUCCCAGUGGAUCCUGUGUCAUAAUAUCCAUUGCCACGGGACCAAGUUGAUCCCCGUGUACGUGGGCGUGGAGAAAGCCGAGGUACCUCCCUUCCUGCACCACCUCUUGGGGCUGGAAUACCAGGCAGAGAUGUUCCUGGACAGGCUUGUGGACAGCCUGAAGACAUCCCACUCAGCAGUGAGGAGAGCCAGGACUGCUCCAUCCUCCAGCAAGAAGAGCUGAGGGACUGUGGGAGCCAAGAACCAGAUUAGGGGCCAAAUCCAGCUCCUUCGGCCCCACAACCAUGGUGGUGGGGACGGUGUUGUCCUGGACUGCUAGUAAAGGUGCUGGGAACGGGUCACCCCAGCGCUGGGGAUUGUCACAAAUCUCAUUAAACACCCUUCUCAGAGAACUGAGGAUGCAAUUUGCUGUGUGCAACCCCUGCCUUCAGUCACUGAGCAGGGGCUGAGGUCAAAGUGAAACCCCAGGAAGUACCAGAGUGGAUGCUCACCCCAAGCAGAGACUUGAGAUGCUCUCCCAGCCAUGGGAGCCCCUGCCCUCUGCUCGGGGUCUGCUCCCCACUGCUGCCUGCCCCCAGGGUGACUCUGGGGGCCCCUUGGUGUGUGGGCAGCGGUGGCCGGCGUGCUAUCCUUCACCAGCUUGGACCCCACCAACCCUUUUAAGCCACCAGUGGCCACCUCGGCCGUGAAGCACAAGAAAUGGAUCCAGAAAACGCUGCGGAGGGGCUGCGUCUCCACCGGGCAUGCAGGACAGACGGACCAGCCCUUCCUAUUUACACAGGGCAGGUCCCCAGCCCAGUGACGCGACCGUGUGAGCAGCCCCCAGGACGAACCCGUUGGGACCCCGGCCACGCACCGCCAGCCCUUGCGCAGCUGCUCUUCCGCCUUUUCCACCCGAUGCCACCUUGAAGCAGUG
Messenger RNA from Cuculus canorus (common cuckoo), 1965 nucleotides. RefSeq names its product chromosome 27 C19orf25 homolog (gene C27H19orf25). The coding region runs from base 150 to 488 and encodes 112 amino acids. The transcript has 4 exons. The record is from RefSeq and is a predicted model, not a curated record. Gene Ontology annotation, biological process: signal transduction. Lineage: Eukaryota; Metazoa; Chordata; Aves; Cuculiformes; Cuculidae.